UCCUGGGGCGGUCGUUGGGGCACCCGGUGCAGGGGGGCCCAUCCCGGCCCCUCCGACACAAAGCGGGAGGCGGCGCGCCCGGAAUGGCGGCGCGGAGAUCCCGGUUCCGAGCUUGGCUUCUCCUCCACCUCCUGCCGCAGGUGUACUGUGAGUAUGGGAUGGUCCAUGUUCUCUCAGAGAAGGGGAGUAGCAAAGGAAAAGACUAUUGUAUCCUCUUCAACUCUCAGUGGGCCCAUUUGCCACAUGAUCUGGGAAAAGCUUCACUCUUGCAACUGCAGGAUCAGACAGCAUCUGUUUUGUGUUCUCCUUCUGAUGUACCUGAUGGGGGAUUUAAUAAUCAAAUCCCCAUGGUGAUGAGAGGGAAUUGCACCUUCUAUGAGAAAGUGAGGCUUGCUCAGAUAAAUGGAGCUCGUGGACUGCUGAUUGUUAGCAGAGAGAGACUGGUUCCUCCUGGGGGUAACAGGAGUCAAUAUGAAGAGAUUGAUAUUCCAGUGGCUCUGCUCAGCUAUACUGAUAUGUUAGAUAUUGGCAAGAGUUUUGGCAGCUCAGUGAAAGGAGCAAUGUAUGCACCAAAUGAGCCUGUGCUGGACUAUAACAUGGUGAUUAUAUUUGUCAUGGCUGUAGGGACUGUUGCAAUUGGAGGCUACUGGGCAGGAAGCAGAGAUGUGAAAAAGCGGUACAUGAAACACAAACGUGAUGAUGGGGCAGAGAAACAAGAUGAUGAAACAGUUGAUGUGACUCCAAUAAUGAUCUGUGUGUUUGUAGUGAUGUGCUGCUCAAUGCUGGUCCUCCUUUAUUUCUUCUAUGACCACUUAGUCUAUGUUAUUAUAGGAAUAUUCUGCCUGGCUGCCUCAAUUGGUCUUUACAGUUGUCUGUCUCCCUUUGUAAGAAGAUUCCCUUUGGGAAAGUGUAGAAUCCCAGACAACAACUUGCCUUAUUUUCACAAGCGUCCGCAGGUCCGGAUGUUGCUCUUGGCUGUGUUUUGUAUCUCUGUCAGCAUAGUCUGGGGAAUCUUCAGAAACGAAGAUCAGUGGGCCUGGGUUCUGCAGGAUGCUUUAGGAAUUGCUUUCUGUCUUUACAUGCUGAAAACAAUUCGCCUGCCUACAUUUAAGGGUUGUACUUUACUCCUCCUGGUUCUUUUUGUGUAUGAUGUAUUCUUUGUAUUUAUCACACCUUUUCUAACAAAGACUGGGGAGAGUAUAAUGGUGGAGGUUGCUGCAGGCCCAUCUGAUUCUGCCACUCAUGAAAAGCUCCCAAUGGUCCUGAAGGUGCCACGACUGAACUCCUCACCUCUGGCUCUGUGUGACAGGCCUUUUUCUCUCCUAGGAUUUGGAGACAUACUAGUUCCAGGCUUGCUGGUAGCCUAUUGCCAUAGAUUUGACAUUCAGGUGCAGUCAUCCAGAGUCUAUUUUGUAGCCUGCACUAUAGCAUAUGGCAUAGGCCUUCUGGUGACCUUUGUUGCCUUGGCACUGAUGCAGAUGGGUCAGCCUGCUCUCCUCUACUUGGUGCCCUGCACUCUUCUCACCAGCUUUGCUGUGGCUCUUUGGAGAAAGGAGCUGGCGAUGUUCUGGACAGGCAGCGGCUUUGCGAAAGACCUACCUCAGCCUCCUUUGGUGAUAGCUCCUGUCAACUGCCCCGAGCUUCCCAAAAAUAGCAAUGUACCAGCCUCUAAGGAAGACACAGAGCAAAUGACCAAUCCCACCCUCCAUGUGAAGGAGCUGCAUGGCCCCAGCUCAGCUGCAGAGGACUUGGCUGAUCCUGACACCAAGACAGAGCCCUCGGAAAUUCCUGUUGCACAGAGUGAGGACCCAGCUGGUCAGAAUCAGGACAACCUUGAAAGCAAAAGCUUAAAUGCAGAGCAAAAACAGCUGGAAUGAGCAAUGUGAUAAGAACUCCUUUCUUUUGCCACACAAACGUAUCCAUAUAAAACCAGUAUGCAUUUAGGACUGGUAUAAUAGUGUUUGCAUUCAUUGAGAAACCUCACUGGGAGCCUGAUCAUCAAAUCCAACAAUGAAUGUUCUGCUUCCAGCUUUGGUACAGCUGUACACUUCAAACAUCUUACUGAAAUAUGGUGCUCUACAAGGGUUCUAAUAUAUGGAUUUCAGUGAUCACUUCUUAGUGAAUGCCUUUGACUGUUCCAUUUUCAUUAUACCAGGGUAGUAUUAAGAGUCUCCAUUUACACAGGACUCUGUACUUGUGUGACUGUUCUGCUGCUUUAGUAUAGUGUAGGUGACAUGGAGGAAAAGCACUGACCAAGUCUGCUACAAUGCUUAGUUGAGAGAAUCAUGAUAGUUAUUUUAGCACUUUCCCUUUUACCACCUUUUGCUGUAUCUUUCCCUCCUUCUCAUAGCCAUUGCUACAAGGGAAUGCUUUACUAUAAACCCACAUUCAGGAAAUGCAGAGAAUGGUUGAUUUACCACACUCUGAAGGAAUUUAUACCACCUUGGUGCAUUAAAUGCAUCUCUUAACUUUUUGUCUUUGUUUUUGUCUUUGGGCUGGCUACUAGUCUAGUUUAGAAGGCAGGAUGAAAGGAGCUACAGGAACCUUUCUAAGCACUUGUGUGAGCUCUGGGGGCUGUCUCUGAAAAUCAACAGUGUUUGUCACAGAACACUGUCUGCAAGCAGAAGCAUAUUAAGAAUGUUGAAUGUUUCAGACAUAAAAUACAAGCCAAAUAAGUAAGAAAAUAGAUAGUAGCACUAUACUAAGCUUGACAGGCAGUAUUUUUGCUGGGAAGAUGUUAAAGUAAAGCAGUAAAAAUUCAUGUGUGGAGUUUUGAGCUUCAAUUUUUCAUUUGUUUAAGGACUAUAAUUUCAGUUUCUAAUUCUGAUGAAAGUAAGCUGGUGUUUUCAUUCCCAAGGGAGCACAUAUGGUGCUAUAGUCAGUUGUGAUUUAAAGCUGCUUGCUGCUCAGUAUCUAAUCAGCUGCCUCAUUCAUGUCUUGUCUUUGUCCCAGGAGAAACCAAACCAUGGCCUGUCAGGUUCUGGAAUGAGGCUGUGGUCUAGCCACUAUUUUCCAUCUCUUGUUACAUGACAUUGUGAAGGACUAAAUUUGUGAAUUCAAAACUUUUUAAGGUGCAACUGGUCUUUCUUACACCUCAGUUCAUUGGUCUUUCAAUUCCUGAAACUGUGUGUUUUGCCUGUAUAACAUGGUUGAGUCUUUUAUGCAUCAACACAGAGGGACUGUGUGAUUCACACAAUUCCCUUGUCAGUUCCAUCUGAGAACAUUUGACUUUAUCAGGGGUCUCUGCACUACACUUCCAUUUCAAUUCCAGAAAGCCUCAGCCACUGCUCUUUAAUAUCAAAACAGAAAAUGGAAGUAUUCUAGGAUCCUAGAAUCUAAUUCCAAAUUACAUGGAAGAAAUACUUUUCAGAGUAUUAGAGAAUCCAGAAUGUUUCACCAUAGUGACACAAUCAGAGGCAAUGCUUUUAAAUUCAGUCUCCAAUUGGCAUGUUGCUUUGGGUUAUUUAGAGCUCUCUUUUAUGGCUGUUAAAUUUCAGCCACUGUCUUCCAAAAGUUUGCCCUGUUUGUUUCCCAUUGGGUGGGAAGUAUUCUUUCUCUAGAAAGUGAAAAGCUUUCCAUAAAACACUGGCUUCAGAGUUUUACCAGCUGCUUCUUAAAGCCUCAAACCCUGUCUGAUAAAAUCAAUAUAAUGAUGAGUUUCUUGAAAGGCAUCCAGUGUCCAAAGGCUUGCACUUCAUUUAAUUUACAAAUCAUCCUAAUGGAAGUUAGCAGGACUUAAGAGUAUUUCAGUCUUCUCUUUAAGGGACUGUGUUACUUUUGCCAGCAGUAAUCUGAACCAGUUAUUACUCAUAAAGAACAGCAGAGAUGUUUUACUGAAAAUUUCAGCCAGCUGGAUUAUGCCUUAAUUUAAGCCACUGUAUAUGGAUGAAUAUCAAAUCAAGAAAACAAUCUUGUGUUUAAAUAAUGGACUUGACAAAGAGCAAGAAAACAAGUUUGGAGACUGACUCAAAGUUCUAUGAUUUUUUGCCUUGAUUGUUUUUCAGUCACAAUGUUAUUUGGAAUAGCUUUUUAUAUAUAUAAAAGCCAGUAGCUUUCUGAUGAUGAAGCAUUAAGUUCUAUCAUAUACUUGAAAGUGUAUUUUAACAUGUGUUCUAUGUCAUGGGUUAGGAAACAGUUUAUUUCUUAAAUUGUCUAUAACUCAAUUAAAAUGGAAGUAUUCAUAACACUUGUAGGCAUUUAACAGUUGCUUUGUUCAUCCUGAAUUCCAGAUAGGUCUCCUUGGAGCAUGUGCUUCACCUUAAGUUUCUGGACCUUUUCCAUCUAUUUUUAAGUGUGGGGUUUUUUUUUUUUUUAUUUUUGCUUUUAUAUUUUCAGACUAUGAAGAUCAAUGUGGAAAAAACCAAUAUCUCCAGAUAAAGUAUGUAAACUGGCAAUGAGUUUCAUACUUCAGCUAUUCCAGUACUGUAAAAAUCAAGUAACCCUGGUGUUCAGCUGCUCAGACCCUGAUCCUGGGCAGUUCAAUCACUGCCAUCACCAACCAAGACUGUUUGGGGGUUUUUUUUGUCUUUCAGAAACCUCCCUGACCAGCUUGAUGUAAAACUUAGCUGCAACUUUUUGUUGUAUUAGAAAUUGUGAAGAAUUUUCAGUGUAGCUGACUCUGCUUUCAUUGGAUAAUUGCAGAUACAGAUCCCACACUAAACUUUAGUUAAAAUGCUGAGUGUGGUGAAAGUCAUGUUGAGGUUAAAAUAAUGUGGAAAAACUUCUUGUUUUCCAUCUUUCACAAACUAAGCUUUUAGCUAACUAUAUAAAAUUCCAAUAAUAAGGAUUCUGCCUCUGAAAACCUGGAGGUGUUCAGGGGAAGCACUUGUUUUAGUCAAAAACUGACCUUUGACCAACACCAGAACCAACUCCUAACCCAGGUCCUUAAGGACCAUCUUAGUGACGUGUGACAGGCAGCACAUUGACCCAAAAACUUGUUGAAAUCCAGACAUCUCAGCAGACUGCAGUAUUUGUCCAAAUCCUGCAGAGGUGGUGCCUCUUUCCAUGGCAGAUGCAGCCCCUGAGGGUUCAGAAUAAAAUCUGUGUAUGGGUUGUGUCUUGAGAAUGAGGACUUGAGAGUCCAAAAGUGAACAGGAACAGUGAUCAGAGGUCCAGAAAACAUCAGCAAGGAAAGAUUGAUCUUGAGGCAUUUUAUCAAGGUUGGUUUCCCAGGUGGCUGUCCCAGUAACAAGUUUGGUGGCUUCUGAGUUGGGGCUCUGUGCCACUGGUGUUAGGUAGGAUGGAGAGGGAGAGGAUAAGAAAAAAUGAAGGUGGCUCAGAAAGCAUGAGGAGAUACUGCAAAAAAAUGGCCCAAAAUUAUUCUUCCAAAGAGAAGAGUUAGGGGCAUGCAUGGUAAAUAUCCAAACAUCUGAAAUGCUCCUGCAAACUGGAAAAACAAUUAUUUUUUUCAAGUAGCAAUGGCAUCAAAAGCAAUAGACUUCUAAUAACUCCAUAAUAGUUACAGACUUACAAUAAGUACAGUGGGAAGCAUCUGCCACCUCUGUGGCUGUUUCCAGUGCACCAACUCCUGAGCUCAUCUUGGUCUGAGUCAGGAAUUCGGCCAUAGAGACAAGAAGCAUCUUUUGUCCCUUGAAUCAUGGCCAGCAAACAAGUCCUGGUCCACUUCAGUCCCAGCAUAGUCUGAGAGUCAGAAUUACUAUAAUUCAGUGACAUCGUGGCAUGAAAUUUGUCACCUAGCAGUGCCAUGUCAGUCUCUGUCUCAGCAGUGCUGUCCUGGAGUUUCCAGGAAUUCUGACAACUUGGAUUUUGUAUUACAAAACCUCUUGGUUUUGUUUUGCUGUUUUCAAGAUGAAAAUUCUUCUGUAAGAAGCAACAUCAAAGCAACAUCAAAGCACAUGCAGUGCUCUUCUGAAGGAGAUAAGGGAUCUUUUUUUUUCUUUUUUUUCUUUUUAAUAUACAUCCAAUUUGUUGAAUUGCUGUGAAUGUUUCUGAUAUCUGAAACAUUUUCAGAACAGGACAACCUUGUGUGCUACCAGAAGUUUCCUUUGCCACUUCAGUGAUCCCCUGUACCUUGUGCCCUUAUCACUUAGGGGUCUCCUGUGAGUGUUUUCACCUUUGCCUUUUCUUCAUCCAACAACCUUCUGAUUCUCCAGCUUUCUUAGAGCCAGCACAGGUGGUGGGAGAGCAAAAAGAAAUCUCUGUUUAAUAGGACACUCCUAGAGCUCUCUGAAAAGCCUGAAACUGGGAAUUGGUCACCAGAGCCCACUUGGAUCACUUGUAGCAUUCAGCACCAGGGGCUGUCACGUUUUCAUACUAAAUACUCAAGUUUUUCAUCCUAGAAGUCACUGGCAGUAAGUAUCAACUCCACUACUGACAUGAAACCAAAACCUCAUUGUUUAAAGAAAAAUCCAGAUUUCCAGCCCUGACUAUGGAUGCUCAUUAUUCAUAACCAUGCUCAUAACCAGGAGGAUGGAGCAGGAGGCUGGAGACAAACAUUUUUUUUUGUUUAAUGCUUCUUGGGUGCUUGAUCAUAGCUGCUUUUAGCAAGGGAGUUUGUUCUUGAGGAGUAAGCUAAGUAGAACAGUUUUAAAUGUCUGAUGUCUUUGUGGAAGGACUUUGUAAUGUUCUAAUAAUCGUGUAUAGGAUAAUGUUAGGAAGAGUGGAAACUCUGAAGUUUGUUAAUUAUAGUUUUUAGCUUUUGGGAAUGCAUACGUUCAGCUCUGCAGAUGUGUGCAUGAGGAAUAAACUUUUAAGCUUCUUUCACCCAGUGCUGAAGGAAGGACUUUCUGGUGAUUCAAAACCUCGGGUACAUUUUUAUUUUAAGAUCUUCGAUGCAUUUUGGCCCCUGAAUU
This is a messenger RNA of Calypte anna (Anna's hummingbird), 6812 nucleotides long. RefSeq names its product signal peptide peptidase like 2B (gene SPPL2B). Bases 84 to 1877 code for a protein of 597 amino acids. The record is from RefSeq and is a predicted model, not a curated record. Gene Ontology annotation, biological process: membrane protein proteolysis. Gene Ontology annotation, molecular function: aspartic endopeptidase activity, intramembrane cleaving. The transcript is spliced from 15 exons. Gene Ontology annotation, cellular component: lumenal side of endoplasmic reticulum membrane; lysosomal membrane; cytoplasmic side of endoplasmic reticulum membrane. NCBI's taxonomy places the organism in Eukaryota, Metazoa, Chordata, Aves, Apodiformes, Trochilidae.